This is a messenger RNA of Ananas comosus (pineapple), 1427 nucleotides long. Its product is annotated as probable anion transporter 2, chloroplastic. Bases 1 to 1320 code for a protein of 439 amino acids. Lineage: Eukaryota; Viridiplantae; Streptophyta; Magnoliopsida; Poales; Bromeliaceae. Gene Ontology annotation, biological process: transmembrane transport. Gene Ontology annotation, molecular function: phosphate transmembrane transporter activity. The record is from RefSeq and is a predicted model, not a curated record. Gene Ontology annotation, cellular component: plastid. The transcript is spliced from 8 exons.
AUGUGUAGCGCGGGGAUGGAGGGGAUCGGGGGGAGGGAGGUGGCGAGGAGUAGGAGGGCGGUGGCGAUACCGGAGAGGGCGAAGGUGGUGGCGAUGAUGGCGGUGGUGAUGCUGCUCUGCAACGCCGACCGGGUGGUGAUGUCGGUGGCCGUCGUCCCCCUCGCCGCCAAGUACGGCUGGUCCAGCUCCUUCUUGGGCAUCGUCCAGUCGUCGUUCUUAUGGGGGUACGUGAUAUCGUCCGUUGCGGGAGGAGCGCUUGCAGACCGGUACGGAGGGAAGCGCGUCAUGGCGUGCGGCGCAACUGUUUGGUCUCUGGCCACCUUCCUCACCCCGUGGGCCGCCCAACACUCCACCGGCAUGCUGCUCGCCGUCCGCGCUCUCUUCGGCCUUGCAGAGGGCGUCGCCUUCCCCACCAUGAGCACCUUCUUACCUCGGUGGUUCCCUGCGCACGAACGUGCCACCGCAGUGGGCGUUUCAAUGGCCGGCUUUCAUCUUGGAAACGUCGUAAGCUUCCUCUCGACGCCGAUCAUAAUGUCUCACAUAGGGAUCAAUGGAACUUUCACUUUCUUCGCCUCCCUCGGCUUCGUAUGGCUGUGUGCAUGGCUUCUGGGGAUUUCAAAUGAUCCUCGGAGCAGCCCCCGUAUCAGCAAGGCCGAGCUGCAGCUAAUUCAAGCCGGAAGGACUGAAUCAAAAGCAGAAGCUCGUAACUUUCCAUCCAUAAGCCUUUUGCUAUCCAGAAUAGAGAUUUGGGCUAUCAUUCUAGCUAAUGUCGCCAACAAUUGGGGCUACUUUGUAUUGCUCUCAUGGAUGCCCGUCUACUUCAAAACAGUUUACAAUGUGAAUUUAAAGCAAGCCGCGUGGUUCAGCGCGAUACCGUGGGCUGUUAUGGCAUUCUCUGGCUAUGUUGCAGGAGCUUCUUCAGAUUUCCUGAUCAAAUCCGGUUUCCCUGUAGCUCGAGUUCGGAAAAUCAUGCAGUCUAUUGGUUUUAUGGGGCCGGGUGUAUCAUUGCUGUGCUUAAGAUUUGCAAAAACACCAUCAGUUGCGGCGGUUCUCAUGACCAUUGCCCUGAGCCUGAGUUCUUUCAGUCAAGCAGGAUAUUUCUGUAAUGUACAGGAUGUGGCCCCCAAAUAUGCUGGGUUUCUACAUGGUAUAACGAAUGGUGUGGGAACAGUGGCUGCCAUCAUAAGCACUAUAGGAACAGGUUAUUUUGUUCAGUGGUUGGGAUCUUUCCAGGCUUUUCUCACCCUCACUGCAGUUCUCUAUUUUAGCAUCACCAUUUUUUAUAACCUCUUCGCCACUGGAGAGCAAAUCUUUGUCUAGAGCUUUUCUAUGUAUUCAUUUUCAUUUUUUUUUGGUAAGAUUGCAUAAUUUGUCUUGCGAUCCCUCCACAAGAUCUGGUAAAUGGAGAUAAAUCUAUUCUCUCAGUA